Eucalyptus grandis is the source of this 2170-nucleotide messenger RNA. RefSeq names its product putative F-box protein At1g49610. Gene Ontology annotation, molecular function: protein binding. The record is from RefSeq and is a predicted model, not a curated record. The transcript is spliced from 3 exons. The coding region runs from base 202 to 1746 and encodes 514 amino acids. NCBI's taxonomy places the organism in Eukaryota, Viridiplantae, Streptophyta, Magnoliopsida, Myrtales, Myrtaceae.
CUCGUCGUUUCCGAACCGAGAAAUGCGAACGGGAGGAGGAUGCUCCGCCCGACGACUUCCCCCUGCUCACUUCGAUCGCGCAGCGCCGACCGUAAGUAAUCCACGCUCGCUUUUCUCCAGUUAAUCCUCCGCUCGCCGAAUUCAUCUCUCGCCUAGACCAGAGCGUCCUUUCCGGUUCGUCCGUCGCGCCGCCCCUCGGGGAUGAUGGAACAAAGGCGCGAUUUUGAUGGCGAAAACGGAACCAGCAGGCGCACCAGGGCAAAGGGUAUCGCCCAAAGCGAGCCAGGAGUGGACAGGAUCAGGGCCUUGCCGGAUUCCAUCCUGAUCCGCAUCCUCUCGCUUCUGCCCGCCAGGGACGCCGCCAGGACCCUCGUCAUCCCCAGCUUCGGCCGCCUCUGGACUUCGAUCUACGACCUGGACUUCGACUGGUUCGUGUACCACGACUGCUCCGGCAAUUCGUCCUGGCACUGCUGCAGCUACGACGAGGGCGCCCUGUCGAGGUUCGCGGAGCUCGUCCGCCGCGUGCUCGCGCUCCACCAGGGCGGCCGGAUUCGUAAAUUCCGCCUUCGUUUCGAGUUCUCGAUAGAUCGCCAGUUGGACGAACUGAUGCCCCUGGAGCUGGAGCCCGAGGAGCUGGAGAUCAUGAUUAGGAACGGGGGAUUGGCCGGUGAGGUCAACCGUUGGAUCGAAUUCGCGGCGAGUAGGAAUGUUGAGGUCCUCGAUUUGGAUUUUCUGGCUUGCGGCUUGUCAAAUGUGGGAUAUAAGUAUGAAUUGCCGAGUUUUGUUCUUCAGAGCAGCUUCUUGACUGAAUUGAAGUUGGUCAGCUGCAAGGUGAAUUUAUCUGCUGAUAUUGUCAUGAGGGCGCUUAAGGUGUUGUGUCUUAAGGAAAUCGCUUUGAGUGAUGAUUCGAUCAAGAACUUCAUAGACGGGUGUCCGGUGCUCGAGAGUUUGACUGUACUGGAUUGUUACGGCCUGUGCGAGCUAAAUUGUGGUUCCCAGGAACUUAGGAGCGUGACGGUCGCUCCGGGUAUUCUUGAGGAGUCGAGAGUUAAAGUCGCCUGUCCAAAUAUCAAAUCACUAAGCAUCUCUGGAUGGAUCGAGCGUCUGGAACUAGAGAGCCUAUCGUCUCUACGAGAUGCAUCCAUCGAUUUCUGUGAUUGUUUCUUAUGUGUACCUGAUGAAUAUUGUGAGGUCCAAAAGAUUCUGGAGGAGCUCCAUCAUGUGAGAGUGCUCACAAUGCAUCAUCACCCAAUUCUGGUUCUCACGGUAUGGGAGUUGAUGAACUUGCCUUGCCCAUCCAACAGUUGGCAGCGCUUGAUUCUUAGGACAAUGCUGACCAAAUGGCACCUCCCCGGAAUUGCCAAUGUAUUGAGAAGCUCCCCUAGCUUGGAAGUGCUAGUUAUACACAUCAUCCCAGGCGAAGUGCCUUCCAUUGAUGCCCAAGAAGCAUGGCUGCAAUUGUACAAGAUUUGCGAGGGCAACUACUGGGAUUUACAAGAUCGCUCUUUUGGAUGUCUUGCAAACUGCCUCAGAAUUGUCAGAGUGUCUGGCGACAUAAUGAAGGAUCAUGUGAUUCAAUUAGUGCAGUUUUUACUCCGUGAGGCAUUAGUUUUGCAGAAGCUUGUGGUCUCUACAGGGCCGAAUGAUUCUUCUAUUUCAGUCAAGGAGUCGAAGGAAUUUUCCGACAAGUUGUUGAGUUUUCCCAGAGGUUCUCCUCAAGCUGUAGUUGUGUUUUCUAAUGCAUGACGUUCUUUCCCUGAAUCCUAAGUUUUAAUCCCGAGGUAAUAAGAAGUGGCACCUAGUACCGCAGGGUUGAUUGUGUUACAAUCCUGAUCGACCAGAUUUUGUGAUUGUGAAGCAUACCUCAUCAAGAUUUCUCUAGUGUUAACUUUUUGGGUUUCGCUGCUCUUCCUUCUGAUUUCUUUUUCUCUCUGGCAACGGGUGUUACCUUUUGAAGAUGCAUUGACAUCAUCGGGAUCGCCUGAAGAGGAGGCUGCUUGUAGAAACUGUUUCUCUGUCAAUAUAUGCUUGGCAGGCCAAUUUGUUUUUGAAGCGGGGGAUUUUGGAGCGACCUCCUUUGUCAUUGUAGGUGUAUUCAAUAUCUUGAACUCACUCACAAAAACAUGAAUGUAAAUAAAUUUGGUCCAAUAUAUUACAUUUACAUCCAAUA